AUGGCACCGCGACCGAGCAAUGUUAGGCGUCGCGAGACGUCCACAGGCGAUUUCCAUGAGCUCGGUGUCAAGGGGCGAAAGACUGGCAUUGAGUUGCCCGACACUGGCGUACGCGACGAACAUGGCAUGCAACCUAUCGACGGUCUCUUCUCCUCGCCGGAGAAAGACAACGGAUCUCCCGACGAAUCGACGGGCGAGCAAGAUAUGGAGCUCGACUCUGACACCGGCGCCGGACCAGCCACGAUUCUUAAGGGGCAUCCGCGACUAAUCCCUCGAGGAACCUCCCCGCGGAAGACAAACCUCGCUUCUCCUGCAGUGCGACACCCUAACUUUGGUGUCUCUUCAUCACCGAUUCGAGGAUCACCUUACCGAGGAUCUCCCGCGCAAUCGCAUUCCCAGCCUGUCCGGGGGGCAUCUGUUUCUCGCCGUCUUGAUUACGGCGCGAAUGGUGUAAACGGCAAGCACACGAAUGGAACAAACGGACGCGCCCUCUCCACCGAACCGGAGGAAGACGAAGGAGCGCCUAUGGACGAAAUCAUCGAGGAGUCCCUGCAAAUGAUUGGUGAGGUGGAAGUUCCGGGGGAUGAGCCGAACGAUGUCACUGAGGAGGUGGAGGAAGAAGCGCCAAAGCAGCCGGCCAAGCGUAAAGGACGCCCACCCAAGGCCAAGGCGCCAGUUGUCGAGGAGCCAGAGGAAGAGCCGGAGAAUGCUGCCGAGUCAGAGGAGGAGCCAGUGGCCCCGAAGGGCAGAAGAGGCCGUCCAGCUAACGGCAAGGGAAAGGCCAAGGCUGACGAGCCCGAGCCCGAGCAGGAACCCGAGCAGGAGGUCAGCGCUCCCAAGCGCAGACGCUCGCGGAAUUCGAACGGCAACGAGGAGGAGCAGGUGGAAGCGGACGAUCGCGCUUCCAAAAGGCAACGUACGGAAACUGCGGCAGCGGCGGCGGCAGCAAAACCUGGCAAGCGUGGGCGGCCCAAGGCCGUUCCUCAAGAGGAGAAGGGCGAGUCGAGCAAAGAUGCUGCGAAGGCUGACCCGAAGCCCAAGCCCAAGGGCAGGCCGGGCCGAAAGCCCCAGACGGAAGCGGCUGCUGGAGACGAUUCAAUUGUUGGUCUGGUCCAAAAGGGGCCGCCCAUGCCCAAGGCCCGUGGCUUGGUCUCACGCAAAGUGCCACAAGAUCCCCAUGCCAUUACAAAAACAAGAUCCGGUCGUCAAUCCUACAGGCCAUUGGCGUACUGGAAGAACGAGCACGUCGAGUACGAUGAAGAAGAGGCUUUCGAAGCCGGCAAGGACAGGUUCUUACUUCCCAGCAUCAAGGAGGUUGUCCGUGUCGAGGAGGAAGAAAAGGAGGCACGCAAGAGAAGGGCGAAGAGCCGGAAAGCUGCAGGAAAGGGAGGCAGAAGGAAGCAGGCCGAAUCCGAGGACGAAGAGGAGCCGGAACCGUGGGAGGUAGACCCGGGCAACAUCGAAGGCGAAAUUGUCGUCUGGCAGCCCGAGCACGAGUUCAAUCCUCCCGCCAUCAACGAACAAGUCGAGAUCGACGAGGACCGCAUUGCCGUUUCUGCUGGCGCCAUUCAAACACGCGACAUCCGCGACGCUACCUUCCGAUUCGCAAAGACGCUUAGCUUGCCUUUCUUCGGCUCGGGCGUCGUCGACCUUCCGCCCGGCGCGGAGAAGCGGCCUAAGAACUCGCGAAAGAUGCAGAUGGUGUUUUUCGUCUUCCAGGGCAAGGUCCUGGUUACCGUCCACGAGACGCAGUUCAGAAUCGGUGCCGGUGGAAUGUGGUUUGUGCCCAGAGGCAACUACUACAGCAUUCACAAUGAUUAUGAGCAACCAGCGCGUAUCUUCUUCGCCCAGGGCUGCGAAGUCAACAGCAGCGCGAUGGCUGGGACACCAGGCCCUUCUCAGGACACGACCAUUAUGGGUUGA
Molecule: messenger RNA, 1923 nt
Organism: Colletotrichum aenigma
Lineage: Eukaryota; Fungi; Ascomycota; Sordariomycetes; Glomerellales; Glomerellaceae
Gene: cnp3
Product: Inner kinetochore subunit cnp3
Exons: 4
Coding region: 1-1923 (640 amino acids)
Biological process (GO): spindle attachment to meiosis I kinetochore; attachment of mitotic spindle microtubules to kinetochore; kinetochore assembly
Cellular component (GO): kinetochore
Molecular function (GO): centromeric DNA binding
Source: RefSeq, a predicted model, not a curated record